Molecule: messenger RNA, 4453 nt
Organism: Cololabis saira (Pacific saury)
Lineage: Eukaryota; Metazoa; Chordata; Actinopteri; Beloniformes; Belonidae
Product: toll-like receptor 2
Exons: 11
Coding region: 1-2436 (811 amino acids)
Biological process (GO): immune response; toll-like receptor signaling pathway; inflammatory response
Cellular component (GO): membrane
Molecular function (GO): protein binding; transmembrane signaling receptor activity; triacyl lipopeptide binding
Source: RefSeq, a predicted model, not a curated record
AUGAAGCACCCAUGCCAUCGCUCCUUCACCCUCCUCCUCUUCGCCCUCCUCCGUCUGGGCCGGAGCUCGGGCACGGCGGAUAGCCGGCCCUCCUGCCGUCGAUGCGACCCUCAGCUCUCCUGCAACUGCUCUUGUGGCGGAUUCACUCGUGUUCCCACGGUAACAGACCAUGCCAGGACUCUGGACCUCUCCUUCAACAACAUCACCGCUUUGACCGACGACGACCUCAAGGGCCACGAGCAAUUGAAGGUUCUGGAUCUCCACGCUAACAGAAUAGCCAUCAUCCAUCCGUCAGCGUUGGACUCUCUGUGGAGCCUGGAGGAGCUGGACCUGUCCGACAACCGGCUGAGCACCCUCAACCACAGCUGGUUCAGUCACCUGGGAGCUCUGCAGAAGCUCCACCUGCUCAACAACCCGUACAGCCGUCUGGGAUCUCCUCCGCUGUUUCGAGGACUCGUCGGACUCAGGAGUCUGGCGUUUGGAGGUCCAGCUCUGCAGGAGUUGAGGAGAGGAGAUUUGCACGGCGUCACCCAGCUGGACGAGCUCACCGUGCACGCCAAUAACCUGGCCAGGUACCAGUCUGGGGCUUUGGCCGACAUCUGGCCGCUCGGUCACGUCACCUUAAGCCUCCACGGCCCGUUUCUAACAAACCCCACCUUGGCCUCGGCCGUGCUCAGUGACGUGUCGUACCCUGAGACGCCCAUCACCCUGGAAGACAUUCACCUCACCGGGAAUGAGUCUGCUCAGGCUUUGAGAGAGGCGGCCAGGAAAAGGAUCAGGCAGCUUUCCUUCCGAAACCUUUCUAUGUCUGAUGAGGCGGCUGUGGGCUUCCUGUUGCUGUUUGAUGGGGUACCGCUGACCUCCCUUUCCUUUGAUGGUGUCACUCUGACUGGCGACGGCAGUUGGGUACCUGCCAACAAGACAAACCUCGGAAGCAUGGACGAGAUUUUCGUCAGGAACCUCGUGGUGGUGGACAUUUUGAGCUUUUUCAUGACUGCAGAACUCUACUUCCUGUUUCAGUUCCAGAGGAAGAUGUCCAUCAUAAACUCCAAGCUGUUCUUGGUGUCCUGUAAAACAACACAGGUGAUGGUGAACACGGAGUAUCUGGACGUGUCGGACAACCUGCUGACGGACAUGACGCUGGAGUACAUGAUGUGUGAAGGCAGCAGCACGUUGAAGGAGCUCCGGGUUUUGAACAUCAGUGGAAACCCUCUGAAGUCUUUGUCCACGGUGAGCCGGUUGGUCGCGAAGCUCACCAAAAUGACCCACCUGGACAUCAGCAGAACCAGCUACAGCUCCAUGCCCUCCAGCUGCUCCUGGCCCUCCGCCCUCCGAUACCUCAACAUCUCCAUGUCGAAGCUCACCACCACCACUCCCUGUCUACCCACAUCACUGGAGGUGUUGGACCUGAGCUACAACGAUCUCAGAGACUUCACGGUGCUCCUGCCCGUGCUCAGAGAGCUCUACCUAUCUGGGAACAAGUUUCUGAGGUUGCCUUCUGGGAAUCUCCUUGUAAAUCUGCGCACCCUAACCAUACAGUCCAACACCCUGAAUGUGUUCAGCCACUCAGACCUCCAAUCGUUCAGACGACUCCAGAACCUCCAGGCGGGCCAGAACAAAUUCAUCUGCUCCUGCACCUUCGUUCCCUUCCUCCAGUUUCUUCUUCGAGGAGGUGGAGACGUUCAGUUGACGGAUGGAGAGGCCAGCUACGUCUGUGACUCCCCUCUCCACCUGCAGGGGAAGCCUGUGAGUGGAGUCCACCUCUCUGUCGUCGAGUGUCACCAGGUUCUGUUUGUGUCGGUGAGUUGUGGGUUGGCGUUGGUCGUCGGGGUCGUGCUGUGUGUCCUGCUCUGGCGACUCCACGUCUUCUGGUACAUGAGUAUGACCUGGGCGUGGCUCAAGGCCAAGCGCAGCUCCAAGAACCGGCGGCGUAGAGAUACGGAGGGAUGGGAAGCGUUGCUGUCCUUCGAUGCCUUUGUUUCCUACAGCGAAAGAGACGCUGGCUGGGUCGAAAACUUCCUGGUACCUGAACUGGAGGAGCCCAGUGACUCCAACUCCGGGAACGCCAGUUCAUUCACCCUUUGCCUCCACAAGCGGGACUUCCUUCCUGGACACUGGAUCAUGGACAACAUCAUGAACGCUAUUGAGCGCAGUCGUCGGACCGUCUUUGUCCUCUCUGAGAACUUCGUCCACUCCGACUGGUGCCGCUACGAGCUGGACUUCUCCCACUUCUGGCUCUUCGACGUCGGCGGCGACGCGGCCAUCUUGAUCCUGCUGGAGCCGCUGUCCAAGGACGACGUUCCCAAACGCUUCUGCAAACUGCGCAAGAUCAUGAGCUCCACCACCUACCUGGAGUGGCCUCAGGAGGAGGAGAGGAGGCCGGAGUUCUGGAGGAGCCUCCGCAACGCUCUGAGGGGAGACCAGGAGGAUAAUUAACCAAGAGUUCUUGUUUAUCCAAGUCUACACUCCUUGAUUUAGGAAGUACUUGGAACUUGAAAGUGAGGAAGUUUAGAUAUGUUCUUUAUAUGGAAAAAGCAAGUUUUGUACAAAUGUUUGAUGUGGAUUACAAAGAUAAGUUGUGGGUCCAGCUUCACACCGAGGGUGGUAACCGAGGUAGAGAUUGGGAUGUCUUGACCGGAGAAGGAGAUGGUGGUUAUGGGGGAUGACUGGACCUGGUGAGGGGUGACAAUUUGUAUGGCUUCGGUUUAGGAACUGUUCAGUUGAAGGAAGUUGUGACUCACCCACACCCUAAUCUCCUCCAGGCGUUUGGAAAGGGCUAUAGUGGGUGAUGAUGAGAGGACUGGGGUGGAACGUAGGUUGGGGUCAGUUGCAAGGUACAGCUGAGUGUCAUCGGCAUAGCAGUGAAAAGAGAUUGCCGUGUCGGCUGAUGACACGACCCAGGGGCAGCAUGUACAAAAUAAAGAUGAGAGGUCCUAGGACAGAUCCUUGGUGGACACCACACAUAACAAAUUAACAAAGAUUUCUUGUUUCUCCAAGUCUACAAUCCUUGAUUUAGGAACUACUUGGAACUUAAUAAUAAAGAUUAACUAGCAAUUAGUUAAAUUACCAGUUAAAUCUGGUAAAAUGUGGGCUUAUUUGGGUGCAAACAUGGCAUUGCCAUCCUCUACCAACCCAGGGAGGGCCCUGCACUGAGCUCAGGUCUCCUCCUUAACCUGAUGAGUGAGCAGGCCGCAUCUUUUCACCAGGCAGGGUGGGGCUUCUCCGGGCGGACGUAGCGCGGGGAAGGAUCACGUUAUUCCGGCCGGAUCCUCCCCACCCCAUCUGGCGCCCCGGUUGGCCAGAGGUGGCAUGUAUAGCCCAGGGGCCUCAUUUAUCAACCGUUCGUACGCACAGAUAUGUGCGUAAAGUGUGCGUAUGAACAUUCCCACGCAAAGUAUGGAAUUUAUCAACAUGUACCUGUGCGCAGGAACGUGUGUAAAUGUAAGCACAACUCUGACCAUGCGUACACACAAAACCUAGUGGUAGAACAGUGAAACUACAAAUAGAACCCAUUAAAAGAGUCACCGUGUUCAGCGAUCUCAAACUUCACACAUGUUCCCCGUUUCCUCUAAUUAAUAAACUUUCUCUAUUAGUAAUGUAGCAGAGAUUUUGAAUAAUUGGUGUGACAGCUAUAAAAGACAGCUGUGGCAGGAAGACGUGAAAAGAAAAUACAAGUACCAUGGCUUACUUAGAACCGUGCGCUCCGCAAAAACGCGCUCCGCAGGGAGCGCAGUUUUAAAGAGCGUGCUGAUCUGUUCAGUGAGAGCACGGAGUGGCUUCUCAGCAGGUACCGCUUCCCCAAAAACAUUCUGAUGGAUUUAUGCCGUGAUUUACAACCUAUGUUGGAGCGAGAGACAAAACGCACCACCGCCAUCCCAGUUAAACGAGGAUUUCACGCCAUCGCCGGAUUCCCAAACAUAAUUGGAGCUAUAGAUUGCACCCACAUCGCCAUAAAAGCACCAUCACACAAUGAAUUCAGUUACGUGAACAUGAAAGGAUUUCAUUCAAUCCAUGCACAAAUAAUCUGCGAUGCAACUAUGACUCUGUCAAACGUUAUUGCCCGGUGGCCUGGAGGAACGCACGACUCAUUUAUUCUGCAGAACAGCUCUGUUGGUGUUUGCACCUCCAAGCAGGAGCUUUUGACUCCAACCAAAUCUUAAUUUAUAUGGAUAAUCUUCCAAGAAAUAUAUCAAACAUGGUCAACAUAAUUAUUUUACUAGGUGAAUAUCACAUACAUAAAUGCAAAUGGAAUAACAGCAAACCCUCCAUUGUACAUCUGAAAAAUGAAUGUAAACUGUACUUAGCGUCUCUUAAACUGAUGUGUGAAAAAAAUGAUAUUGCCAAAAGCUUAUAUGAAACGAUGUCUUUUUUUCUUAAUUUUUACCCCCCCAAAUGUUGAAUAUCUGUAAAUAAUUGAUUGUUUCGUUUCAUUUGCCUUUUGUUGUAAACCCUA